AUUUCGCGUAUUUCGCGACUGAAGUAAUCGAAGGGUCGUAAUGUCAGAAAUUCGACGAGAAUCAUCGAGUGUGUGUAAUGUCAGCUAUAAGUGACGCAUUAGCGCUUUCCGCGGCGCGUUCUUCACGCGAAACGAUGCCAAGAGGAUAAAUUAUGCCUCGAAAAGAGAACACCAAAGCGAAAACAUGGGAGCGAGACAGAAGAAAACGUAUGAACGCUUACUUCAAAACUCUGGCAGACCUUCUGCCACCGCAUCAGGAGGGCCGCAAACGCAACAAAGUCGAUAUCCUGAUUCACGCAUCGAAGUAUAUCAAAGACCUCCAUAGCCGCACAGAGGAGUUAUUCUCUGCUCAUGCUUCAGAAGCACAUAAAGAAGAAUUGGCUCGUCUUAAAAAACUUGUAACCCAACUUUUCUCUCGUACGCAAUUGUUGUCCACUCUUUUGCGAGAGGCUGGUAUUUCUGUGCCAGCAGAACCAGCUCUUGAAAAGAUAUCCCCCCUGAAAUGGUCGAACAAAAUUAAUGUAGAGGAUGCAGAAAAGUAUUUCAGCAAAAUAGAAGAGAUAAAAAAUUCUGAAAGCAAGAGGGAAAAGUCUGCAGAACUGAAAGUGCCUUCUAAGAGAAAAUCAGUUAAUUCUUCCCAUUCGUCUAACAAAAAGUCAGUGGAGAAUAAUGAUGUUUCUAAGGAUGUGAAUAGUUCUAUAGAGAAUCAGGAGAAUCAGGUAAACUCUGCAAAUAGCAAUGAUGACAACUCAGAUGCUACAGGCAAUGUAUCAGACACAGGAUCCAAAGAACCAGAAUGUCCAACAAACACAAGUUCUGAUGCAGUAGUCAGUUGUCCAGUAAAUAGCAAAGCUAAUAACGCAUUACAGAAAGUAGAAUCUCAAAAAAAAGUGAAGAGGAAAGUAAAGAAAAAGGAGGAGAAAAAAUCAUUAACGCAGUGUAUAAAUAAUUCUGUGACUAGUCUGACCCCAAAUACCCUCAUAUUAUCUGGUGGUAAAUUAAUGCCUUUGGUAACUCCAAUGGCUUCAAACAUAAUUGUAAAUACGCAGCAACAGCCAACGAACCCAAUAAUUCUCGGUAACGGCCAACAAAAUCAAAUGAUCGUAAUGCAACCUUUAACGAAUCGUGUACAAAAUCCAGUUGUUUCCAUUUGUAAUCAAGCUGUGAUUAAUACAGUUCAAAAGGUCACGCUCAAUACUGUUCCUAGUAUUCGUGCGAAUAUGGUAGUAGAUUCACAAAAUUGGGCAUCCAAUGUGAAGAAUAUAAUCAAUGCGACCAAAAUUGGCGGUCACAAAGGCAUUUUGCCCAAGGGUAAGGAAGUUACGAAAACAACGAUGACGUACAAAGUUCCUAUUCCAGCGGUUCAUAAGGAGAAAGCAGAAAAAUCUAAAGAACAUGGAUCUAAAAAAGAUACAGAGGUUAAAUCGAAAGUCAACAAAAAUCAUGCAAAAAAUUCUAAAAAUCAACAGUUAACGGAAACUAAUGAAGAAAAAACUGAAAAAGAAAAGGUUACUAAAAAUAGUGAAGAUAUAAAUUGUACCCAGAAGGUUUUGCUUAAACGUCCUGCAAGUACAGAAACUGGAUCUGUGGAUGAACCUGGUGAUAAAAAACGAAAGUCAAAUGAAAAUGAUGAACAUAGCCCAGCGAGUGCUCACUCGGUACCGGUAUCGAAGUCUGAUUUUGCUGUGACUUGUAAAUCUAUCGAAAGUUUGAAGCACGUAAUAGAAAAAAUUGGUGAGGACGCGAAUGAUGAACAAGAUGAUAGUCAUCCUCUGCCUCAGUUAGAGGAAAAUACUGAAACAAACGUAGAAUGUUCUGUUCUGUUAGAUACUAGUACUAAUCAGGAAGAUGUUUCUGAUUCUUUAAAAUCAGUGGAUGUUUUGACAUCAGAUAGUAUUCAGACUGAGGGAAAUGGAAGUCAGGACAUACCAGUUUCAGAUACAUCUCCAGUCACAUUCUCAGAUGAACAUUUAAAAUCUUCUAAUGAAAAUGUUUCAGUAUCUCCUGAAACUGACUUCAACAUUCCUGUAGACAGUACUCUGACAAAGUCAAGUAGUAGUGUGGAUUGCCCUAAUUCCAAGACAUCUUUGACACAAGUAGAAGAGGUAGUGGAAGAUUCUGUGAGAUCUACAAAAAUGAAGGAAGUGUGUAAUCUUGACACAGACUUUGACAAUCUUUUACAGGUGGCACCUAAAGAGCCAGAAGUUGUCGAAGGUACAACCAACUUAGAAAGCAAUAAGAUUAUUUUGAAUCUAGAUACAAAUACUACAACGACUUUGAAACCAGAAACUAGUGCUGUGGUUCAGACUUCAGAUAUCACAACAACAUCAUCGUCACUGCUCCCGGUUAGCAUAGUAGAGGAUGAAACCAAGCUAGUGAAAACAUCAAAGGACGAAGUGUCAAAGUCGUCACUGUCAUAUAACACAGAAAAUUCUUUUGUACCUAUUGGCAAUAGAGCUGAUGGUCUUCAUUCCGAUCUUUCAAAUGAUAUAUUUGCAUCUCUUCAAGUUCCUUCUAGCUCGAAUAAUCCAGAAUCUAUAUCUCCUACUGCAGCAUUCCUAAUGGCUUUUCCAUUGGUAUCAUCUCUAAAUGGUAAAACAGAGGUCUUAGAGGAGGAAAUGAAAGAAGACUUCAAGUACCAUAGUCAAACUCCACCCAUGCUUCUACAAAUUGGUGCAAUGGAGCCUAAUAGCUUUAAGUUAAAGACAGCAUCUCCACCUCAUUCCAUUGCUGAAAAACGUUUAAAGGUGACGUGUGAAGAGAAAAAGGCUAUCAGUCCUCCCGUGAGUGAAACGGUGACCACGAAUAUGGUUUCCGUGGAAUGUACUACGACCACGAAAGCCUUGCCUAAGGUUGUAAACGACGAACCACUCAGGGAGCCUUAUAAGAUUGUUCAAAGUGUAUUGACACCACCUUUAGAAAAGUCUGUAUCUUCUAGUUCUUUUUCCCACGCGAAUCUAUAUUCUAUUUCAAGUGCUUCAGGCACAACGUCAAUCACUAGUACCUCAGAAACGGGAGAAAAUUGUCAGAGCCAACUCGUAACAAAUCUAAGAAAUCCAAUUACAAAUGCUACUAAUGAAAAUGUUGUUGUUUCUCAAAUUAAUACAGUUUCCAUAUCAAAUAAGGUAAAUCCAAACAGUUGUCCUGUACAGGCUUCGACUUGUGACACUAAUGUUCGAUAUAGCACCUCUCAGGAUUUUCUAUCGAGUUACUCAACAAUUGUCGAGAAUAAUCUAACUACUCUUCAACAGAAUUCAAACACUUGUACCAGUUCAACCAUUCAGGAAACGAAUCCACCUGGAUUGAAUCAAAAUGUCGUUCCUGUAGUGUCUCAAGCACCUCUGAUUCCUCAUUUGAGUAAUACCAAUACAUCUACAAAUGCGUCGUCAUUGCCUUUACAAACUAUACAAAUGGAUUACACAUCUCAGAUGAAAGACAAAGAAUCUCAUAGUUCUCGUGUCGCUUACGGAGUUCAUGGUAAGGAUCCUCUAAUGGAUUCUAAUAUCGUUCCCAAUAAUCGUCUAAAUUAUACUGGUCACAUAGAUAGAGUUCUCCCCACUUCUUCUCAAAAGCAGGAAUAUUCAAUGCAGUCUAAGGAUUCAAUUCUGCCAAUUCUCUCUUCUCAAGCUAUGCAGACUGUCUAUGAGACACAGCCUAAAGAUAGUCAUGUUUUAACAACUCAGCAAAAUACUCUUCAGAGUUACACAGUUCAUGAAAAAGAUCAUAUUAUUCAGACUACUCAUAACGAUUAUACCGUGGAUCAGAAUAAAAAUCUACCUCGGAAGGAUUCAUAUUCCACAGGAAGUAGUAAUGCCACUACAUCCAACAGGAAUCAAAACUAUCCCGCAAAAGAUCAACUAUCGAACUCGUCUGAAAAUCAUUUCCAACGCAGUUAUUCGAAAAUUAAUAAAGAAUCUGAUUCUUCAGGGAAUAAUGUUGUAGAUCAGGAUUCAAAGUUGAAUGACGUUUUGAGAUCAAAGGCUCAAGAACCGCAGGAUCAUAGACGCGAUACUAAUUAUAACUCCUCAAAGAAGAUGGACAUUGAUCCAUUUACUCAAACAUUUUCCUAUGGAGUAAAAGAAUCUAUGAAUGCCCAGGCUGAACAGGGUGUACUAAAUCAAAAUACUGAUAACAUAUAUCAAGGUAAAAGAGAAGAAGCUCAAAGUUAUUCUUAUCCUAAUAAGGACACGAAGAAAAUUAAUACUAGUUCAUCUAAUAAUAUGAAUAACAAAUCUCUCAUUCAGAAUAAUCCUGUUUCGCGUUAUUCGCAACAGUCGACAUCUUUUGUAGCUACGUCCAAUUAUGAGCAAAGUACGGUUACAGAAAAUCAUGCAAAAUCAACGACUACUGUUGCUCAUAAUUCUUCCAAUUUUAGUAUUUUGUCGUGGACGACUUUGUCCCCUGUUGGUGGAGGGAAUAAUAAUAAUUUGGUGCAGUUUGAGCAAGGACCAAGUCAAACGGAUAAUACCGAAGCAAAGACAAUAUGUGAAAAUUACAAUUAUGUACCCCUCCAUAAGGAAAACCCAAACUUCUCUAACGUAUUGACUAAUGAUGUUUAUUCUGUAAACUCUACCAUGGCUAACAUGGAUAAAUCGAGGAUGAAAUCGGGAAUGGAAACACAGAAGCAGCCCUUCGUGGAUCCUUCUAAAUCCAGGAAUAUUCAGACUAAUGUUCCUUCAUCUGGUAAGCAAAAUCGUAUGCAGAACCAGACAUCUUCCAACAACAAUGAUUACACCAAGUUUAGCACAGAGAAUAAAAACAAAACUAAAUAUAGCAUGGAAUCAGAAUAUAUUCAGAACGAAUAUUCCGGAAUGGAACAGCAAUCGCAGCAGCAACAACAACAUGGACCAAAGACUCAUCAAUCUAUGACGACGAAGCAGGACAAAACAGUCUACCCAAUGUCUAAUUACGAUCCUCAAGUAAAUUUCGAUUUACCCGAAGUUACCUCACAAAUGAAAUACUCUGUCGAGACUUAUGCAAGUUCGAAUUUUAAGUAUGCUGACAAAUCUCAGCAGCAGAGUCAGAAUAAGUAUCAGCCUCUGGUUCAAGGGCAGAUUCCUUCUCUGCAACACGACAGUGUCACUUACAAUAAUGAUGGGAAACAUGGACAACAACAAAGUGCAACGAAAUCAAAAGGAAAUCAGCAACAGCAUGCAAUUAGGGCACCAGUAAAUUGGAUGAUGACCCCAGAAAUCAAACAUAAUGCUAACAUUGCUGAUAUCAUUUUACCACCUAUUGGGAAGGAGCUCGAAUUUUGUCAGAACAAUUUGUUUGCUCAAACACCAUCCUACAAUCAAGGAACGCCGAAUCAAUUUUAUAAUAAUUAUGAUGUUGCAGCUCAUAGUUUCUCUAAUUUACCAGUUCUGCAAAGUGAACCAAAAAGGACUUCGGAAGUGUUUUACUCGGAGGAACAACCAUUCCCUUGGUCUCCUACAAAAACUAGCCUUCACGUUGAGCAGGCUCAACCAGUAAAAGGUCUAGACCAACAUAUCGUUCCCUCCAGUCUUCCAACUUUGGUCGGUGACUUAGAUUUAGGUACUAAUAUACCCGAGAAACAGAACUUUUUAUUUAGCCAAGUACCUUCGAGGGUUCCGUCGGAUCAAAAUAAAGAUCCAAUCAAAGAUAAAGAAGGAAAUGUUACAGGGCGUGAUUUUCAUACUGUAUUGAAUAAUCAGACUGUUCAGCAUCCAACCGCGGGAUCAUCUUUCCUUUCUGUAAGUCAGUUGGUGGAACACGAGAAAGCUGAGAAAUCUCAUCAACAGCAUCAUCAACAGCAUCACCACCAUCAUCAUCACCACCACCAUCAUGCUCACCAGCAUCAACAGCAGCAGCAGCAACAACAGCAACAACAGGCUAGGAAGCAUCAAAGGAAAAGCAAUGCUAGUCCCAGAGGAAAUAGUAAAAGGCAGAUGGAUAUCCGAAAACAAGCUUCGGGUAAUGAUCAGUUGCAUCAACGGCACGAAGAGCAAAAAUCAUCUGGGCACACGUUUUCUGAGCAAGGAUAUCAACAACAGCAACAACAACAGCAACAACAACAGAAAUAUCAACAGAAUAAUGUUCAUUGGAGAAGCAGGAAUUGUAAAAGCAAUUACACUGCCGAGGCAUUGAUAGGAACUAACAGUAGCGUUCAUGAUACCAAUCAAGAUAAACAUGCUUCGAUUAAGUUCUCCACAAAUUAUUCACAAAACAAAUUCCAAACAAGCUUGUCUACAGCUGAUACAGUCAUGCCCCUUAAUUAUUUCUCAAACACGGAUGAUGGAAGUGGUUAUGGGCAAAUGGUGAAUCAAAAUUUUAAUUCAUACACAUAUUCGUCUAACACUAACAUUUAUCCCACUUCAAACUUUAUAACCAGUAUAUCGAAUACACCUAGCAGCUACAUGAUGCCAUUGCACGAUAAUACAGACUACAUGGAAGCUAAUGCCUUCCUUUUGUCAAAUGUAACAGUUGCCUCGACUACCUCUUCGUCAUCCUCAUCUACCGUGACCACCUCUACUUCAAAUGUAAAUACAAAUGCAAAAAAUCAUCAGCACUAUGGAAAGCAUCAGAAUUGCGAUAAAAGAUCGUACCCGACAAACGCAAAGAAGGGAAAGAGAAAAGGCCUUGAUGGAACUAUGCAGAACUUAGACUUUUCUUUAUCUGGUAUCAACUCACCGUUAGAGGAUUAUCAUCACUCUACGACAUUCUUACCACCACCUCCUCCGCCACACGCUAGCCCCCUUUAUCAAAAUCAUCCACAGGCCAAUGUAUAUACUAAAGCGGUAAAUGGUUUACCACCGCCGCCAUCGGUAGCUGGUCCACAAGGUGUAGCAACAGCUGGUUUUCCGAUGAAUCCAAAUAUGCCAAGAGGUGGAAUCGUCGCAAGUAAUCCUAUGUCUAUGAGCCAUCAUCCCUCUGGCACAAGUCUAACCAACUUCAACCUGAGUACCAUUUUUCCUGAGAUGAAUGACAAAAUUACUGGAUAUAAGCCACCGAACGGCAUACCAUCUGGCUUGUCGCAACCGCCAAAUCAAUCCGCAGUUUAUGCACAGAGGGCCAACUAUUCAACGAAUCCACUUUGCCAUUUGCCACAGGUAUCGGAAGGAAGUCAAUUUGGUAAUAGCGUUCCUCCUCCUCCUCCUCCACCUCCUCCUGGAGUGAUUCAUUACAAAAAUGUAUAA
Molecule: messenger RNA, 7157 nt
Organism: Eufriesea mexicana
Lineage: Eukaryota; Metazoa; Arthropoda; Insecta; Hymenoptera; Apidae
Biological process (GO): regulation of transcription by RNA polymerase II
Cellular component (GO): RNA polymerase II transcription regulator complex
Molecular function (GO): protein dimerization activity; DNA-binding transcription factor activity, RNA polymerase II-specific; RNA polymerase II transcription regulatory region sequence-specific DNA binding
Source: RefSeq, a predicted model, not a curated record